ACCAACUGUGGACGUUUGUCUGAUUUUGAUUAACAACACGAAUGAGGGCACCCGAGCAAAAUGGACAAGUUAUAGUUUCUGGAGAGCAAAAUACAGUACAGCAUGCAACAACGUAAUCUGUUUAAAAAAGAUAGGUGUUUGAUGCAGACUAAAAUGUUAUUCUGCGCAUGAUGACGCGCAAAAGUACGUAUGUCUCCGCUUCACACCGCUAGCUAGCAGGAAGUAUGUUGAAUCCGAGGAGAAAAAAAUGACCGAAGAACCAAAGUCGGUUGUUGAUCUGAAAAAAAUAACAAGUCUCCUAAAUGAGAACGCAAAUGCUGCGGUUUUUGGAUUCGGCAUCAUUCUCUCUGGUGCAAAGAACGUCAUUAAACGGUGCUCUUCCAUUGCCUGCUCCGUGUCCAGAUCCUUCCGGUGCUGCCCUGACAAGGUGGCAUUGAAUGGCUGAAAGAAGACUUUCUUCAGCUCCGGGAAGAAAAUGGCUGACACCACAGAAUCCAAGAGCUAAGACUCUCUCUUUUCCCCUUGUCUGCUUUGUUGAUUAUCUUGAGACUUGAUUUCCCCUUCCUUAAAUGUAUACGCCUACUAUGGCAAUGCAUGAUAUGAGCCGUGUCAAGGGUUUCCCCUGUAAAGAGUGUGAUAUGGUUUGCCCCAGUACCCCUAGUCUGUUAGAACACAUGAAGGCUCACUACCAGCAAGAAGAGAAUGGCAGGUUUGAGUGUGAGCAAUGUGGCCGCAUCUACAAGCAUGCUGGCAGCCUGGCCAACCAUAAGAAAUCCCAUGAAGUGGGUUCCUUUCAGUGCCCAGUCUGCACCAGAACCCUGCCCAAUGCUGUGGCUCUGAAGAACCACCUCCGUAUCCACACACUAUCCCCAAGCAGUGCCCAGGCAGAGGAAGACGGUGGUGACGAAGGCGCUGAAGACGGACAUGAUGAGAGGAACUAUGGUCUUGCACAGGACCUGUCUGAUGGCUUUGCCCGCAGUCACCUGAACAACAGUGGAAUGGGUCAUGGUGUGAUGUCACAUGACCCAGAUGAUCAUAAGAAGUCACCUGUAACUGAUGAUGCCUGGGAUCGUCCAUUCAAGUGCGAUCAGUGUGAUAGGACCUACCGCCACCAUGGCAGCCUGGUUAAUCACAAGAAAUGUCACCAGGAGGGGGCGUUCAAGUGCACCGUCUGUUACAAGCAGUUCAACAACCUGGCUGCUCUCAACGGCCAUGAGCGAACCCACUCAAAGUUUAAGACUCCUGGAGCAUCGAUGGUUAACAACAACAUACAUGAUUCUGUGACUGAUCAGCGUCCGUCUGCUCCCCAAACCGAUGAUGCGUCUAACUGCUUCUGCCACCUGUGCCAGGUAGCUUUGCCCAACAAGAGUGACUUCCAGGAGCACAUCCUAUUGCAUAAUGCAGCCUCCUCUUCACUGGGUCUUGCCCGUAGUUUCCCUGGGAUAAUGCCGCACAAUCUCAGCGCUGUCCGCUCCCCAGCAUACACACCUGCCCUGGGUGACCCUCUGCCGCUUCCUCAUUUGCCAAAUGAUAAACGUGGACCCUUUGACCCAAUGCUUGGCCCUCCUGUCAAUAACCCCAUUUACACUUGUGCAUACUGUGGGGCUGGGCAUCCUGAUCUGGAGAGUCUCAAAGUUCAUUACCUGACCCAUGACCCCCACCCAGGCUCCCAUGGUCAGGAUGGUAUCCUGAGCACUGAUGGGAUUGGCUCGAACUCUAACCCAUCUCCAUCUGGAGAGAGAGCGCAAUCUUCUUCUGAUGAUGGUGAACGUCGUUUCAAGUGUCAGGAUUGUGGGAAAAGCUACCGCCAUGCUGGAAGCCUGGUCAACCACAAGCGCUCCCACCAGACUGGCCUCUACCAGUGCACCAUCUGCUGCAAGCAGUAUCCGCAUUUGGCUGCCUUGCAUAGCCACCUCCGCAGCCAUAAGGGAAGAACAUCCAACCAAACAUCCCUCAACACUGAAGGCGACUGGCUCUCCUCGGAACCCCUGACACUUGACUCUCAGAAUAGUUAUGUGCAGGAGGGGAGUGGCGCAACCACCCCCAUCUCCCUCCCUGGAAAUCUUGGUGACGCUGCUCACUUUGUACCUGAUGGUGGCCACAGCAGUGGUUUGGAUUCACUGGAGUUCCAUGAUCGAUUUGAUGGCUCCCUUGCCCAGAGCAACUCUGGGCACUCCCCUCUUCCCCAGAACCACCGCCAGGCUGAUAGACAUAUGUGCACUGACUGUGGAGAAAUGUAUGGGGACAUCUCUGGCAUCAAGUCUCACAUGUGCCCCCAACGGCGACAGAACCAGGGGAUGUCCAAUGGAUUCAUGGGGAACAUGAGUAGCUACAACAGUCCUGGAGGCGCUGCUCUCCCUUCAGGUGGAGGAAAUGUGAAAGAGAGCAAUGGACAGCGCUCUCAGUAUGGUUCUCAGUCCCAUGCCCAAGGAGGGGGGAAAAGGAUGAAUAAAGAAGAUGAAGAUGAUGGUGAAGUGUACCAGUGCUCAGUGUGUGGGAACCAUUAUGCCAGCCUCAGGGCCCUGAGGAGCCAUCUGCGCAGCCAUGCUAACAAUCCCACAGGGCCUGGGACUUCAGCGCUUUCUCCUAACGGUGAGGCAGAUUGGAGGAUUAUCUGCAGCACCUGUGGCCAGAGCUUCUCCAGAAAGCAAGACCUGUUGAACCACCAACUGAUUCAUGGGCCACAAAGGUCUGAUGCAGCAGCGCAGAGCAUGGGGGCCGAUCCUACAAAUACUAAUGGCAAAAUGGAUGGUGAUGGGAGGAAUCACAUUUGCGUUGACUGUGGCAUGUUCUUUGCUGAUCGCCAUCACCUGAUCACUCACCUGUGUCCUGGAAAGGGAAGAGGUGGAGUGCUGAGCAAAGAAGGAUUGAAUGGAGCUAAAGGGAUGACUGGCGGAGAUGGAGUUAGUGGCGGCGGAGUUGGAGGACCUGGAGGCAGUCGUGAUAUGGGAGGACAGGACCGUAGACAACAGAUGCCAGAUUCUGAGGAUCGACCCCACAAAUGUGACCAGUGUGGAAGGGGUUACAGGCACCCUUGCUCCCUGCUCAACCACAAGAAAUCUCACAAGACCGGAGUCUUCAGAUGCCUUGUCUGCCAGAAGCGCUACUACAACCUGCUGGCCCUUAAGAACCACCAGAGGACCCACUUUGAUUUAAAAAGCAAGGCUGCCGCUGGCACAGGGAGAAGCGGUCCCCAAGUGGCACCCGAUUCCGAAACGAUGGCUUUACUUGAAUGGCACAAGUGUGAGGAGUGUGGGAAGGCCUUCAAGAUCCAGAAGCAGCUGGAAAACCACCUUCGGCUCCAUGAAGAACACAGAGCAAAGGCUCACGCCCAGCUCGCAAAACUAGGCAAUGGGAGGUAUCAGGGAGGACCCUCUGGCAUGCAGGCCAUGAGAGGAGAAUCGUCCAAAUCCCAGAACCCUGGCAUGGGGGAAGUCAAGUAUGGACAACAACAACAAGGCUUCAAGCAACCCUACUCAGAGGCUGGUACUUCAAGGGCUCAGAAUUUUGAUCUACAAGAAGGGGGACGAAGACCCUUCGCCUGUGAUGAGUGCGGACGGAGCUAUCGUCAUGCAGGCAGCUUGGCCAAUCACAAGAAUCUUCACAAAAUUGGCGAGUAUCACUGCAAUGUCUGCAACUCCACUUACCCCAACCGCCUGGCCAUGAAAAACCAUCUGCGUCUUCAUUUUGCCCUCAAGAAGCACACUUGCCAGGAAUGUGGCAAAGGAUUCCGUACCCAAAAGCAGCUAACCACCCACCACUCUGCACAGCUCUGCAAGGGGGCUGCAGGAGCUGUUGCUCAAAUGGAUUACGAGUGUGAUGGGUGCUGCGAGGGUUUCGCUACUGCAGAUGAGCUGGCUGCACAUGACUGCCCUGCUCAGCAGCUCCCUUCGUCCUCGGCCUCCCUCAACAGCUCAAGCCUCAGCAUCGAUGGGGCUGAUCUUGUACCAGAUGAACGCCCCUACAGCUGUGACAUCUGCAACUGCUCUUACAAACAUGCCAGCAGCCUGCUGAACCACAAGCACACACACAAGACGGGCACUUUUACAUGCACCUACUGCGACAAGCCGUACUCCAACUACAUGGCGCUGCGCAACCACAUGCGCAUCCACACGCAGAAGAAGAGGCACAUCUGCCACCACUGCGGGAAAGCGUUCCGGCUAGCCAGAUUCCUCCGCAAUCACCAGAAGGUCCAUGAGGAGGGCCACACACGCUUUGGCUGCACCAGCUGCGGGAAGAGCUUCCAGGGGAGGUCAGGCUUGGCGAGGCACCGCUGCGGGGAGAACCAGGUAGGCAAGGAGGGCAGGAGGAUGGCCACUGCAAGCACGACAGGGGGAGAAGAGUGCCGGUACACAUGUGACCAGUGUGGCCGCUCCUACGCCCAUGCCAGCUCCCUUCUCAACCACAAAAACACCCACACCGUCGGCAUUUACCACUGUGCCGUGUGCCUCAAGACCUAUUCCAACCUCCUGGCCCUCAAGAACCACCGGCGCAUUCAUUCAGAGAUACGGCGUCACCGCUGCCCAGAAUGCGGCAAGGCUUUCCGCGUCUCCUCCCAGCUCAACAGCCACCGUCGCGUCCACCUAAAGGAGAGGGAGCUCACUUGUGGCCCUUGCCAGCGCAGCUUCCCCAGCCAGGCCAGCUUCCGGCUCCACCAGGAGAUCUCCCACGGCCAAGCCCCCAGGCCCCCCCAGCAGACACAGGCCAGGGCUGGGGGAGCCUCUUUGGGCACAUCCGGGGGCGGGAGCUCAGGCCUUAGCUGGGGCUCUGGCCUGGAUCUCACGUUGUUGCAGGCCCAAGGACUGGACCCCAAUGGACUACCCAAAAUUAACUCCCUGUCCUUCCAAGGCCCCAGUGGCAGCAGGAGCCGUGGGGCGACGGGGACCAAGUCGCACAUCUGCAACCAGUGCGGCCGCACCUACCUCCACGCCAGCUCCCUCCUUAACCACAAAAACAGUCACAAAACAGGCGCCUACUUCUGUAACUCCUGUCAGAAGGAGUUUCCCAACCUGAUGUCCCUCAAGAACCACCGGCGCAUUCACACUGAGCCCAAACGUUUCCAGUGCCCCGACUGUGGAAAGUCCUUCCGUGUGUCCACCCAGCUCAUCUGCCACAGGCGCAUCCACACCAAGGAAAAGCCCUUUUCCUGCCAGCAGUGCGACAAGCGCUUCUCCAGCAAGUCCAACCUGCGCCACCACCAGAAGGUGCACUGGAGCAGCUCAGCGCCCCCUACCAUGGCCAUGGGCGCUGCCAGCUUCUUGGGUCAUCCACCAAUUGGCGCAGGGAGACCACCCAAGUCGCAUGUCUGCGACCAGUGCGGCCGUGGUUACCGCCAUGCCGGAUCCCUCCAGAACCACAAGAACAUCCACAAGACAGGCGCCUAUUUCUGCAGCUCUUGUCAGAAGGAGUUCUCCAACCUGAUGGCUCUCAAGACCCAUCGGCGCAUCCACACUGAGGUCAAACGCCACCGGUGCUCAGAUUGUGGAAAGGCCUUCCGUGCGCCUAGCCAACUCAUCGUCCACCGGCGCAUUCACACCCAGGAGAAGCCCUUCUCCUGCCAGCAAUGCACCAAACGCUUCUCUAGCAAGUCCAACCUACGUCACCACAUGAAGUUGCAUUGGAGCGGCUCAGCGCCUUCCAGUUUCCUGGGUAAACCGGUAAUUGGUGGGGGGGCCAAGUCGCACGUCUGUGACCAGUGUGGCCGUGCCUAUCGCCACGCCAGCUCCCUCCUCAACCACAAGACCAUCCACAAGACUGGUGCUUAUUUCUGCACCUCCUGUCAAAAGGAGUUUCACAAUCUGAACGCCCUCAAGAACCACCAGCGCAUCCAUACGGAGACCAAGCGCUACGAGUGCCCGGAGUGCGGAAAGUCCUUCCGUGUGUCCACCCAGCUCAUAAUCCACCGGCGCAUCCACACCAAGGAGAAACCCUUCUCCUGCCAGCAGUGUGACAAGCGCUUCUCCAGCAAGUCCAACCUGCGCCACCACAUGAAGUUGCAUUGGGGCAGCUCAGCGCGCCCUGUGCGCACCAAUGUGUCUGUGGCUGCUACCAGUGCCACCCUCUUGGCUCUGCCUCAGACCCAUAUCUCUACAAAGUAUGGGUGGGGUUGGGGAAAGGGGAAGCAUUGAAAUACCAAGGUUCUGGAGGUGCCAAAACUUCUCUUCACCCUCCUUCACCACCAUCUCCCUCUUGUUAUAGACUGUGAUUUUCAAAGAGCAGGUUACGUGGUCUAGACACUCAAGGCCCUGCAUGCAACCCCAGACAAGGGGAAAAGUGGACUUGACAUGGACGAUAUCUACACUGGUUAGGACACGGGUUGCAAAAUCCUCAUCUAUCUGCCUUCAUCCCACCCAAUUAGUUAGCUGUGCUUGCUGCAUUCACUGGGUAGCCUUUGCUAGGGGACAACAACCCUUCCGCCUGCAAUGGUACACCAGGAUUACUGGUAAAAAGAAAAAAUUCAAUAUUAAGGUUUUGGGAUUGUUCCUUUUUGACUGCUACACAUCAUAACGUCCCAUCUGUUAAUCUUCAAUGAAGCCUUUGCUUGCAAAUAAGAAUUUGUGCUUAACUGACUUGCCUAGAUACAUUUUUAAAAAAAAACAUGUGCGGCUUUUGUUGUGUCAUACAGUAUUGAAGAGUAAAUAAUGGAUUUUAAACGUAUCCGCAAGAUGUUGGAUUAAAGAGUAGAUGUACUUUGACAUUUGACAUUGUAAAAAUGUAGUUUUAAUGGUGAAUGUAGUGGUUGGAGAUGUCACAUUUCUGUAAUAUAGAACUGACCUGAGGGUGUAUUGCUCUCUUGUGAGGUUCUAAUUGUUUACUAAUUUGUUUGUUUCUUGCAGCACGAAGAUGAGCUUCAAACCUUUAUUGUUCAGCAGAUGACGACAAUGCUCUUAAUGGGUUGCUACUUUCUGCCAUUUCUGUAUUCCUCCCAUUAUUUCAAAAUGGCUCUUGGCACCAAUAUUUUAAACACUACGCCUAAACCAGCAAGAGCGUAUAGAUGUCGUUGUCUUUUUUAACGGAUAAACGUAAAGAAAUGUAUAUUGUUAGGCCGCUGUCGGCAUUUGGUUUUUAUCAUGUAUCGUAAUUAUGACAGUAUUAUUAACAUUGCAGCUUUUAUAAAUCAUUAUAGUAUGCUUAUUUGUAGCAGCAUUUGUAACAGAAAUGCUAGUUUUAGGAUUUCUCAGUUUUGGAGAAGUGUGGUAACCACCCCUUGUCCUUACACAUACCCCUGACUAUUCCAUCAUGUAUGUAUAAUUGACAUGGAGUCAAUGAUGAAGGACUCAUUAAAUUGACAGUACUUCCUGAAGUUUCCUUUGUACAACAAACAGGGAGCUGCUAUGUGUGUUUUGUUUGCCGUAUGAAGUUUAAGGAAGAUUAAGGAUUAUUGUUGACAUGUUUGCCUUUUGAGUGAUGUCACUGUCUUCCCUCAACUCAGACUGGACACUUCUGUUUCACACACACACACACACACACACACAAAAGAAAAGAAACCACACUUACAAACAUAACUUGUAAAGGUUUAGCGCAUUUAUUAUGUUCAGUUUGUUACUCUUGUAUUGUAACCUUUGUAUUCAUUCAUUAGUGAGUAUUUCCUUAUACACUUGUGUUUUAUUCAACUAUUCAAAGCUCUGUGUACAUAUUUUACUGGGAGAACUGCUAGUAAGUGAAAUAAAGUCACAGUGAAUUGAUUUAGUAGUAAUGUGAUAAAACUAGACCACAUUUAUAUUUGAGUUAAACCUAUAAAAAAUAUAUAUAUACAAAAUGGACACUUUUGAACCUAAUUUAGAAAGAAUUGCUUUGAACAAGUAUUCAUUUCAAGUUCUUACUUUUUGUUUCAAGUAUAUAUGUAAUGUUUACUAUACACUUUUAUAAACUAUGUUUUGAUAAUUAAUUUCUUAACAAAACUUGUCCAUAUUAUUAUCCCUAAUGCUGAGUACUGAAAAUAAAUAGCUGGAAAAAUGUG
Molecule: messenger RNA, 7960 nt
Organism: Oncorhynchus masou masou (cherry salmon)
Lineage: Eukaryota; Metazoa; Chordata; Actinopteri; Salmoniformes; Salmonidae
Product: zinc finger protein 646-like
Exons: 7
Coding region: 570-6128 (1852 amino acids)
Biological process (GO): regulation of transcription by RNA polymerase II
Cellular component (GO): nucleus
Molecular function (GO): DNA-binding transcription activator activity, RNA polymerase II-specific; RNA polymerase II cis-regulatory region sequence-specific DNA binding
Source: RefSeq, a predicted model, not a curated record